Messenger RNA from Trematosphaeria pertusa, 165 nucleotides. RefSeq names its product 50S ribosomal protein L33. The transcript is spliced from 2 exons. Gene Ontology annotation, cellular component: mitochondrion; ribosome. Lineage: Eukaryota; Fungi; Ascomycota; Dothideomycetes; Pleosporales; Trematosphaeriaceae. Gene Ontology annotation, biological process: translation. The annotation marks the transcript as partial. The record is from RefSeq and is a predicted model, not a curated record. Gene Ontology annotation, molecular function: structural constituent of ribosome.
GCAAAGUCCCGCACCAUAAUGGUGCGCCUCAUAUCGAUGGCCAUGACCGGCUACUACCGAACCCUGAUGCGACCGCGCGCACACCGUCCGCUGAGCAUGCUGAAAUACGAUCCGAUCGUGAGGAAGCAAGUCCUUUUCCUCGAACAGAAGCGUGGCAAGAAAUAG